This is a messenger RNA of Acomys russatus (golden spiny mouse), 381 nucleotides long. Its product is annotated as ubiquitin-conjugating enzyme E2 variant 1-like. NCBI's taxonomy places the organism in Eukaryota, Metazoa, Chordata, Mammalia, Rodentia, Muridae. The record is from RefSeq and is a predicted model, not a curated record.
AUGGCACAUGCCUGUAAUCCUAACCACUCAGAGUCGCAGAAGAAGGAGCCACAGCGACGCAAGACAGCAGCUACCACAGGCUCGGGAGUAAAAGUCCCUCGAAAUUUCCUACUGUUGGAAGAGCUGGAAGAAGCCAGAAAAGGGUAGGCGACGCGCACAGUUAGCUGGAGUCUAGAGGAUGAUGAAGAUAUGACACUUACAAGAUGGGUAGGGAUGAUAAUUGGGCCUCCAGUGGUGGACCCAAGAGCAACAGCAGCGCUGGCCAAGUGGCAGAAUACCCACAGCGUCAGAGUCAUCCUGCAGGAACUUCGACGCUUGAUGAUGUCAAAAAAGAUCAUGAAGCUGUCACAGCCACCAGAAGGACAGUGUUACAGCAACUAG